AGCUAGUUGUGCUUUUUCAGCUCAGACUAGCGCUGAGGCGUCACAGGGAAGCAGGUUGUUGAACCAUAUUUUAGCUGUUGUCAGAAACGCAAGCAUUUUAUCACGGGAACUUCCAAGAUCACAAAAAAGAAGUAGUUUUAACGUGUUUUCUGCCUGUGUCCAUCUCGGAAAACAAAGUGUAGUUAGCUACUUGGCAAGUCGUAAGCUCAGUGUUAGCGUGUGACGUUGUUCGUUAAAACAACUUCGCCACAGCCGAAUUUCACCGCCUGUUUUAUGUUUUCGCCACUCCGAAAACAUGUUGGACGGAUCUCCUGCGAACGGUGACGAAGCCAAUAUCGGCAACGUUGAAAACAACAACCCGAUACCGAGCUGUCAAACAAAGCAAGCGCUGCUGAAGAAAGGAGGGAGAAAACCGGUGCUGCAUCACCAGAAACCCCCGAGACACCACCCGAACAUCCGGCUGUCCGACAACAACAACAACAACUCCCUGACGGCCUCAUCGGUGCACAGAGCUGCGGUUCAGUCCGCGGCUCUCCUGCCUGCUGGGAACCAGACGGUGCUGAACCUCCAUCAUGUCAAACAAGGAGCCAAAAAAGAGGUGCUGAAAUCGAAAGUUGUUCAGCCUCCCAGACACCUGCCUAGACAUGAUCAGAUCACCCACAAUGUGAACACCAGGAGCCACAAACCCAAGCAGAGCCAAUCACCUGCUGCUUCCCCCUCUGCAAAAAAGAAUGAUAACCGCACUCCUAAGAAGCCUUCGUCUUCUCUCCUGUCUCCGCCUCAAGAGCAGAAGAAACCCCUCAAUGCCUCAGACAACACGAAGAUCCCAAACAGUCCCUGUGCUGAAGCUGAAUACCUCAAAGAUUGUGAAAAGAUCUACGCUGGAGCCAAGUUCAGUGAGCCCCCGUCACCCAGUGUCUUACCCAAACCGCCUAGCCACUGGGUCGGGGAUCACGAGCCUCAGAAGAGCAACCAAAGUCGGGAACAAAUGACUGUCCACCUGAAGUCGCUCCUCAAGGUUCAAGAUGUAGCCACAAUGUGAAGAGUCUAAUUGGAGCUGACCUCCACAGCAUGUGGUUUGCAUUUUGGCAAUCGGAAGUUGAAAGACAUUUACCCAUUUUGGCCUUUAACACUGCAAUAUAAUGUGGCAGGUUUUUAUCCUUAUGUACAGUUUUCCAUUUAAACACGCUGCCUGUAGAUGUAAAACGCCUUGGACAGGUCGUGUUGCUGUUUGAUGACUUGCUGACAUGUUGCGUGUGUCAGGGGCCCACAGCAGGUUUGCACGUGAAAAGAAGAUUUGUGUUUUUGUUACUGAAUCUGCAAAGAAAGUGUUUUUCUCUUAUUUUUACCAAGCAGCAACACAGCCCCUGUUUCAUGUUUACAUUAUGCAAAGUGAGGCACUUUGUUCCACCUUGAAACGGCAGCCAUGUUUGACUUUUAAAGAGCUUAUGUGAAAUGUACAUAAUAUAUUGUAAACAUGGUUGUGUAUAUUUUCCUGUUGUUUUAAUUGAGAUUCUAGUUUUAUUACUAAGGACUUUCCGAUAAACAAAACGGCCCCUGCAAACUGAAGCACUUUGUUAAAGCUCCUUCAGUGUGAGACAGGAUGGAUGUAAGAGUGUUUUUAUGGAUUUGCACUGAAAAUGAACUAGAGGAAGGAAAGCUAACUGAUGUCCCAAAGCCCGACCAGCCACUUUGACCAAUCCACCAGCCAACUUCCACCUCCCGACUGGUUCUUUGUGAAAUGGCUUGGAUGGCAGACGUAACGACUAAAAGCCAUAGCCACGAUGUGAGCUGAGGUUUUUUUUUUUUUUUUUUCCUUUCUCUGAACCCGGGUCCAAAACGAUGGAGUGUCACAUGAGCCACUAUGAGCAAAGGAGACUGGACCCUCAGUGAACUGACACGAUGUAAAACCAUCUCACUCCGGCUGAAGAAAGCUACAAUCCAGCUUCUGCACAAAGUGCUUGUUAGAUUUGUUUUGCACUGAAUUUAGGGUGUGUUCACAUGAAACGUGGAUAGAUUUAAGAACUUUUCUUUGUGGCCUUACUGCAAGGUAUUUUACGUGUCAUAUAAUCAUUUACUGCUGUUUUAAGUUCCAGCUUUGUCAUCAGAUGCUUGUUUAACCAACCAACAAAAAAAGAGCUGCAGUUCUAGCCUCUACGGAGUUAUAAAUCUGACAGAAAAAUAUAUUUUACCCAUUUAACUCUUGAGUUUAGUUUAUGAAAUGGUGUUUUGUUGGAUCUCGACAACCCAUUUUAUAAAUAAAAUUAAACAUUCCAGUGUUGGUCACCAUCAUAAAACAACAAAAGCAACUGUAAAGCUCAGGUUGAUGGAAAAUAUUGACACUUUUUUUAAGUACUUGAGUGUAGAAAAACAAUGGUUUUGGUAUCCCAGUAAUCGUGAUCAUUUUUCGCUCUGGUUUUUACAAACUAUUCCAGAUUCAUGUGUUUACAGUCUGACUCUGAACGCGGAUUUGGUUUCAUUCAUUCGUAUACCUCCUUCUUCUCCUCUAUAAUGUGCAUUAAUGUUUACUGAGGGUACGUGUGUCGUUUUACUCGGAUCAUUUGUCGUCCUAUUAUGUACCGUGAGUUUUUUCUUUUCGAUGGUUGUUUUGACGGUGGAUGCAGGCAGCUGCUGGUUCUAUUUUUGACCUCUGUGAUGUUGUCAGUCCAAUGGAAAAUUGUAUUAAUGUAGCACACUUAACAUUUUAUUGCAGUGUUUGACGAUCAUUUCAUUCCAGUAUUAUCCUUCGUGGCCCAAUUAGGAAAACAAAAGUUUUACAAAAAAUAAAAAUGGAUAUUUAAAUUGAAAAUAUUAAAAAUUGGUUACCCCCUAA
Molecule: messenger RNA, 2833 nt
Organism: Girardinichthys multiradiatus
Lineage: Eukaryota; Metazoa; Chordata; Actinopteri; Cyprinodontiformes; Goodeidae
Gene: pnrc1
Product: proline-rich nuclear receptor coactivator 1
Exons: 2
Coding region: 296-1042 (248 amino acids)
Biological process (GO): nuclear-transcribed mRNA catabolic process, nonsense-mediated decay
Cellular component (GO): nucleus; P-body
Source: RefSeq, a predicted model, not a curated record